AUGGCUUGUGAUGGUGAAAUUUUAGUUAGUUUAAUAGAAAAAAGACCAUCAAUUUACGACUUUAAACAUAAAGACCACAGUAAUCGGACAGUCCAAGACAAACUGUGGGAGGAAAUCAGUAAGGAAAUGGAUGUCAGUGUGUCAGUGUGUAAAAGUAAAUGGACUUCUCUUAGGAAUUCAUAUGCAAGAGAAUUGCGUGAAAUAAAAAAUAAAAAAUCUGGAUCAGCUGCAUCGAAGAAAAGGAAAUGGUAUCUCUUCGAAAGCAUGAGUUUUUUGUCAGAUUUCAUGUUACAACAUAAACAAAUGAUUAGCAACGUAAGUGAUACUUGUAAUGAGCAUAACGAACGCAGUGAAUCUGAAGAAUACUCGUUUGAUACAUCAACAGUAGAAGACAAUAUAUCACCAGAAGAUGGUACAGCAUCAGAACGCGAACUAAACGAAACAGUAUUCAAAAGACCGAAAAAAUCUAAAACUCAGUUAAAAACAGCAAGUGAACAAGUAGCUGAGCCAAUGAUAGAGUUUUUAAAGUCAAGAACUAAGCAAGCUAACACCUCAGAAGAUUCAUCAGAAAUAUUAUUUUUCAAAAGUUUAAUCCCUGAUUACAAAAAACUCAACGAUAAAAAUCAACGUCGCUUUAAAACAAUUGUACAAGAUGGAGGGCAAAAUAUGAAUAACUACUACAAUGUUUUUGCAUCUGAUGUUGGAUCAGGCACGAUUACAGAUAGUAGUAACAGUAGUUCAUAUGAUUAA
Metopolophium dirhodum (rose-grain aphid) is the source of this 750-nucleotide messenger RNA. Its product is annotated as transcription factor Adf-1-like. The record is from RefSeq and is a predicted model, not a curated record. Gene Ontology annotation, cellular component: transcription regulator complex; nucleus. Bases 1 to 750 code for a protein of 249 amino acids. NCBI's taxonomy places the organism in Eukaryota, Metazoa, Arthropoda, Insecta, Hemiptera, Aphididae. The transcript has 3 exons. Gene Ontology annotation, biological process: regulation of transcription by RNA polymerase II.